AUAAUUCGCAGGCUCAGUUUCGUGACGUUUUUUGAUACGAUAACAUAUUAAUAUCGCGAAGAUACUAUGAAAAAAUCAUGAAUAUUCAUUUGUGUUUUAUUGUAACCAUAUUCGUCGUAGCUGUACAAAGUUUAAAAUGUCGAACUCGCGAACACAUGAAACAGCAACAAGAUUUCUAUAAUUUAGCCAGCAAUUGUAUGAAAUCGUCGAUGAACGUAAUGCACCAGACGCCAAUGUCGACCGCAACAGGCUCAGGCUCCUCGUGGGGGGAACAUCGACAACAACAGCAGAAUGUCAAUAACCGAAACCAAGACAGGAAUCGUAACAAUUACGAUGGCGGCAGCGGUAAUACAUACGAAAGUAAUUCGUCUCAGGACCACAGAUACGAUAGGAAUAAAAUGAAUUAUGGCGGUAAUACGAACGAUAUGUCUUAUAAAAUGCACAAUACCUGCCCAGAUCAAUAUUACUUUCGAAAUAAUAAUAACAACUACGACAACAAUAAUAAUGAUAAUAAUAACAAUAACAACCCUUAUAAAGAUGAUUCGCGUUACCAGAGGAGGUUUAAAGAGAGACGAGAUACGGUGGCUGUGCAGAAAUUCAAUAGGAAAAAUUCUACUACGACUGGAUCUAAAAAUAAAUCACCUUUGGAAGAAAUCGGAUCGUGCGUCAUUCACUGCAUAUUCAGGGAGAUGAAAAUGUUGAAUAACGAAAAUAAAGCUGACCGAAUGGCGAUGACCAACGUAAUGACCAGUCGAAUAAGAGAUUCAGAAUUGAAGGAAUUCAUUCAAGAUUCGAUUGAAGAGUGUUUUGACAUCAUGGACACAGAACAAUUAAUUACCGAUAAUAACGAAGAGCAUUGCGAUUUCUCGAAAAAGCUAAUUUUAUGUCUGGAAGAAAAAGCGAAACGAGGAUGCGAAGAUUGGGAAAUACGAGACAAUUCCACUCAACCGGAUUUCAAUUUCAAUAAAGAAGACGAAGACAGGGCCACGAACGAUAAUCGAAAUACGAAUCAAAAUGGAUACUUCAACUCGAACAAUAAGUUCAACGGACGUUAUCCCAACUUCAACAUGGGUCAAAGAAGAACGUAAUUCCUAAUCUCUUGUAAUAUUAUUACUGGCUUUUCUAAAAUCUCCAUUGAUACAUUAUUGUACUAUAAUAAAACUCAGUUUUUAAAUCAUGUCAACAGA
This is a messenger RNA of Planococcus citri (citrus mealybug), 1187 nucleotides long. RefSeq names its product Odorant-binding protein 59a (gene Obp59a). The transcript is spliced from 7 exons. NCBI's taxonomy places the organism in Eukaryota, Metazoa, Arthropoda, Insecta, Hemiptera, Pseudococcidae. Gene Ontology annotation, molecular function: odorant binding. Bases 78 to 1088 code for a protein of 336 amino acids. The record is from RefSeq and is a predicted model, not a curated record.